AUGUGUCCCCGGAUGAAACGCACCUCUCGACCCGAUCUCGGCCAAUGGGAGAUUCGCAUUCGGUCCCGGUGCCGUUGGCUCGCGGCGCGCGAUUCGGAAAUCCGCUCGUUCCGUUCGACAAAAAAGUCGGGUGUUACGACGACGCAGUGUAUCGGCCGCGGGGCGGUUCCGAUACAUCGCAUCUCGGUUUCAUCGGCUUUCCGCCACACCGACACGCGCCCCGCUCACGAGGAGCGCGCAGGAACCGGAUCGCGAGCCAGCACUCGCGUCAGUUCAAGCGGCAACUCGCACGCAUCACCCGCGCUUGCGCCACUCGGAGCCGAGCGGUCGCAGACGCACGCGCGACUUUUCCGCGGAGUCUCGUCGAGCCAUCCGUCGGCGAGGAUGUUUCCCCGCGGCGUCAUCACGCCCGCGUCGCCCGCGGCCGCGAACGAGGCCCGCGCGCUGCUCGCGCCCGAGGAGGAGCGACUCCUCGAGUCGAACGCGUCCACUAAGCGCUCCGGCGCGCUGACGUGGACCCUCCGCGGCCUCGGCGCCGUCGCCGUGGUCUCCGGCGUCGUCGCCGUGGCGGCCAUCGCGCCGGGAGGCCGCGACGCCACGGCCGCGGUGCUCGCGCGCCUCGGAGGGCCCGCCACGGUGCUCGGCCGCGCUCCCGCGGUCGCCACCGUCCGCCCGGAGCCCCUUCCUAAGGAUGCCAAGGACGAGUACGCCAGGAAGCACGCGCACGAGGCCAAGUACCGCUCGGCCUCGGCGCGCGCGCGCGUCCCGACGAAGCGAUCUUCCGAUGAUGCCGCGGACACGUCCAAAACCGAUCCCGUCGAGGAGGUCGACCCGAGCGACGCCGACGUCGUCCCGGACGCCGGCGCCUCCGAUAAGCACCCCGCGCGCGUCAAGAGGCUGUCCUACGCCAACCCGCAGGUGCAGCACAUGACCGAGGAGAUGCGCGCCAAGGAUGCCGAGAUCGAGGCGCUCAAGUUUCAGCUCCGAAGGCAAGCGGAGGAGCUCGACGCACGCCGCGAAGCGUCGGGCGAGAUUGAUUCGCCCACGCCCGCCUCUUCGAAGGAGGAGGAGAAGGCCUCUUCCGCCUCUUCCGAGCGUCGCCAUCGUUCCUCCCGUUCCUCCCGUUCCUCCGAGAAGAAGGCGAAGGCUGUCGACGCGGCGGAGGAGACUUCGACGGGCGCGAUUUCGUCCGCCGCGCAUCACCUCGGCGGCGGCGAACCCGAGGACAUCCCCGAGCGCACCCGCGCCGAGGACAUCCCCGAGGAGACCCCCGACGAGGAGACCCCCGACGAGGAGACCCCCGAUGAGGAGACCCCCGAGGACGUCCCCGAGCGCACCCGCGAACGGAGCCCGCCCGAGGAGACCCCCGAGGAGACCCCCGAGGACGCCGAUUACGACCCAACCACCGGCGGCGAGGGCCCCCCGCUGGACGACCCCUCGCAGGCUCUCGAGAACUGCGAGGACGUGUGCGAGGGUCACGAUUUCACCGAAGCCGUGUGCGUCUCCAAGCAAGGGUGCGAGUGGGACGACGGCCAGUGCUGGUCCGAAGUCGGACCCAACCCCUGCGACUUUGUCGAGCCCGAAGCUCACGCGCACGAGAACUGCGAGCUCGUGUGCGAAGGGCACAACUACGGACUCAAAGAGUGCGUCGCCAUUCGCGGUUGCGAGUACGACGGCGGCGCGUGCUGGUCCGCCGUCGGUCCCCACCCGUGCGACUCGGGCCCGGAUCCGAUCGAGUUCCCCGACGACGCCUCCGGCGCGUGGGCCGCGAACAAACCCUGGGGCGACGCCUACGGCAACAAGUGGGGCGAGACUUACGGCCCCAAGACGGACGACGACGCGGGCGUCUUUGAGCCCGUCGCCGACGCCGCCGAGGCUGUCACCGAGGGCGUCGAGAACGCGGCGGAAGCCGUGGGCGACGGCGUCGAGGCUGCCGGCGAGGCGGUGAGCGACGGCGCGGAAGCCGCGGGCGAGGCGGUGACCGACGGCGCCGAGGCGAUCGGCGACGGCAUCGAGGACGUCGGCGAGGGCAUCUCGAACAUCCUCCCCCAUUUCGGCGAUGACGAGCCGGGAUCAAAGAAGGCGUCAUCCAAGAAGGCGUCCAAGGUGAGGGGGUCCGAGGCGACCGGCAAGCUCGGCAAGGACGAGAAGGCGAAGGGUCCGUACGUGGCCUCCGCCGCCACCAAAUACACCGACGGCUCCCUCGAGAACGGCGCCGUCGACUCCGCCUACGUUCCGGUCCCCACCGAAGCCGACGUCGCCGUCGAGGGAGAGGCCGAGAAGACCCCUUACGUCGCGUCCGCCACGAAGCUCACCGACGGCACCUUCGACGGCGCCGUGGACUCCGUCUAUCCCAAGGUUCCCACGGAAGCCGACGUCCCCGACGAAAACGCCAAGGGCCCUUACGUCGCGGCGUCCACCAAGUUCAGCGACGGCACCUUCGACGGACCCGAUCAGUUUGACCCCACCGGCGUCUACCCCACCGGCGGCUACGAAAAGUCUCCGGAGGAGAUCGAGACCGAGGCAGCACGCGUCGAGGCGCGCGCGUCCGAGGCUGGCGCCUACAAGAAGGCGUACGCCGCCGCGGCGAUUGAGGAGGAGGCUGUCGGCGACGAGCACACCGACGUCGCCGAGGAGGACACCGGCUACCGCGGCGGCUACGUCGCCGCGUCCACGAAGCUCACCGACGGCACCUACUCCGCCGCGCUGGGCAAGCACCACAAGUACACGGCCGCCCCCACCGUCAACCCCUACGGAGUCAAGGAUGCCGAGGAGUCCGCCGCCGCCGACGCCGAAGAGGCGCAAGAAGCGGAUGAUGAGCUCGAGUCCGAGGCUGACGCCUACAAGAAGGCUUACGCCGCGGCGGAUGCGGAGGAACAGGCCGCCGGCGAUGAACACGCCGACGCCGCGGACGACGACGGCUACCGCGGCGGCUACGUCGCCGCCUCGACCAGGCUCACUGACGGCACCUACUCCGAGUCCGCGCUGGGCAAGCACCACAAGUCCGCCGCCGCCGCCGAGGAGGACGAGGACGAGAAACCCAAGGGCUACCAGUCCUCCUACACCAUCAACCCCUACGGAGUCAAGGACCCCGAGGAGACGACCGAGCUCGACGAGAAGGAGGAGGACGUCCCGGUUGAGAAACCCCACGGCUACGUGGCAUCCUCCACCCGCCUCACCGACGGAUCGAUGCACACGACCGACGACGUCGCCGCGAUGGGCAGCCAGGGCGUCGUCGCGUCUGCGGCGGCGAGCGACGACGUCGACUGGGCCAACUUCCAACCGGAGCCCACGAACUACCACGACGAGCCCGCCGACGACGAGGAGUUGGAGCUGGUGAGGAAGCAAGAGGCGGAGCGCGCGGCGGAGUUUGAGGAUAAAGAGGAGAAGGAGCGUCUGGAGGCUGCGGAGAAGGCGAUGUCCUGGACCGCGUACCAGUCCGAGAACGGCAAGAUCGAUCACGCGCUCGAGGCUGCCGAGGAGGAGGCUGCCGACGCCGCCGUCGUCGACGACGCGGCUUCCGAGGCCGAGUCUUCCGCCGACGAGGACGCCGAAGCCGCCGCCGCCGAGGAACGGUACGAGUCUGUCGCCGCCGAGGAAGAGUCCGCCUCCGCCUCCGCCUACGCCUCCUCCUCGUCCGUCCCCUCCGAGGACGCUGAGCAGGAGAAGAAGCACGGGUACCGCGCCCCCGCGACGCACCUCACCGACGGAUCCGCGUCCGCCGCUGACCCCGCGCCCGGCGCGCCCGCACCCCACGGCUACGUGGCUGCGGCGACUCGACUCACCAACGGAUCGGGGAACAAGGCCCGCCCGCAGGACCAGCCGGGGUACGUGGCUCCCCACGGCUACGUCGCCGCGGGCGGCCGCGCCGAGGCGAACAACGUCCAGAAGGAGGCCUACGCCGUGGAUGACGCCGAGGAACAGGAGGCGCCGAGCGGCUACGUCGCCGCCGGCGGUGGACGGCUGUGA
Micromonas commoda is the source of this 3969-nucleotide messenger RNA. RefSeq lists its product with no specific name. The transcript has a single exon. NCBI's taxonomy places the organism in Eukaryota, Viridiplantae, Chlorophyta, Mamiellophyceae, Mamiellales, Mamiellaceae. Bases 1 to 3969 code for a protein of 1322 amino acids. The record is from RefSeq and is a predicted model, not a curated record.